AUGCAAACCUAUAGACAAUCACACUUUUGUUGACCAAAUAAAUUAAGCGAUAUAAGAAACCGGGCAUAUAAACGAUGUAUGUGUCCACCUGUCGAUGAAUAAGAAAAUAUUUAAAGAAAAGACCCCGAAAAAGUCUGUCGUCAUGGCCUCCAGACCGUUCAAGGACAUACCCCUGCAGCUGAUAAAGUGCUUCUGCGGAUGCAGUGACAUGACGCCAGCCGAGGUUCGAAGGAUCUACUCCUUGACGAACAGCGUUCACGAAACCCUUCUGGAUCCGCAGGCCACCAGACUGUUCCGCAAAUUCUUGGAGAUGAAGCGGUCCGGCGACAAAACAGCGGCUGAUCAGUACCUGGACAUCUACGAGAAGUGCUCCGAGUUCCUGCCGGAGACGCAGCGCACCUUCACCCAGGAUGAGGUGGACGAACUCGUCGAUCUGGGCCUGCCCUAUGAUCUGGAGCAGCAUCUGUCCAGGCGCAUGCUCAGCGGCAAUCGAACGGACAUCAACUCCGGUCUUUAUCGCAUCCAGGGCAAAUGUCGCAACGAGAUUGAGGCUAGCAGCGAUUUCGCAGACUUUAGGAACGCCAUUGUUGAUAAGAUGCGUCGGGUGCCGAAAUGAUAUAGUCGGUGCCAUUUUAAAGCUUUGUGUUCACUGUGCAACGCCUACCAAAGUCACGAUGUUACCUUUCGAUAAACGCACUCAACCUCGCUCCUCUUUCCUUUCCCAGUGCCUUGACAGCCCCCACCACUCAUUACCACGAAUCCAAGAUUAGUCAAAGUCAUACAACGACAAAGAAGCGGAAACCGUCCUCCUAAUUUCACUGUGGCCUACGAAUCGUGCUAGAGCCAAGGCUCACUAAACAUUUACAUUCUUAAUAUUAAAUCCACAGACGGAACAGAAACUUUACCUACUUCAAUUUAUUUUACCUGUUUUUAUUUUGUAAUGUCAGAAAUAAAUGACUUCAUCCAAAA
Messenger RNA from Drosophila elegans, 969 nucleotides. RefSeq lists its product as uncharacterized. The transcript has 2 exons. NCBI's taxonomy places the organism in Eukaryota, Metazoa, Arthropoda, Insecta, Diptera, Drosophilidae. The record is from RefSeq and is a predicted model, not a curated record. Bases 95 to 616 code for a protein of 173 amino acids.